This is a messenger RNA of Symbiodinium necroappetens, 1488 nucleotides long. The record is from the annotation of a GenBank genome assembly. NCBI's taxonomy places the organism in Eukaryota, Dinophyceae, Suessiales, Symbiodiniaceae.
AUGGGCAAUUUGGUCAUCCCCGGUGAGACGGCACUCUGUGGUCGAGUGUACAAGGAAUGGUUGGCACAUAAUCGGCUCGAUGACACGGCUCCGGAAGCUGUCAACCUCGUUCCUGUCGGCCUACGAAAUGUUCGAAAUGUCUGUUUUUUGAAUGCAAUCCUACAAUGUCUAUACUAUACCCCAAUGCUGCGGAGAAGCCUUGCCCUUGCUUUUGAAAGUGCCGUGGUGAAGGACGAGUGGCUAGUGGCGUUGCGCCAACUUUUCAAAGAACUUGAUUCAGCACGCUCCUCGAAAGCUUGUGUGGCGGCGACUCAGAUGGCGUCGUUGAUGCAGUCAGCAUCAACAAAUGGCGAGUUUCAACACGGCGAACAAGCAGAUGCCCAUGAGGCAUUCGUAUUAAUAAUCUCCAAGCUGCUGGAAGGCUGCAUCUCUGCGAAAGGUCUUUCCAUUUCAGAGAAGGAGCAGCUAGAGCAAAGCAGCCUGAUAGGUCACAUCUUCGGAAUGAUGUUGAAUCAGUCCGUGAGGUGCAAGACUUGUAAUGACAUGUCCUCCGCCAGCCGAGCGGAAUAUUGCUUCUGCGUUACCUGCCCGUCAUUUGGCGAGGGAAUGAGAACGCGAGACCGAAAGAACGUUGUAGACGUCAAGGACCUCCUGCUGAGCUACACCACGGAAGAGCACAUCAGCGAAUGGAAGUGUGAAAAGUGUUCUCGCAAGGGGUGUGUGAGGCAGGCGGGCAUUGCCCGGCCUCCAAACAUAUUGCUGGUUCAUAUCAGUCGGCUUCAGCAAGGAUGGACCCCACAAGUCAUAGUCGACAAAGAUCUCACCAUACAAUACGAUGGAAACCCGGCAAAAGCACGUCGGAAGGUUCGCUAUCUGCUCUUUGCAAUGAUAGUGUACCGCUCCAUGGGGGCAAAUGGUGGCCACUACUUUGCUUUCGUCAGGGCCGGUCGAGGUCAGCAUGAACAGUGGUACUUGGCAGAUGAUGACGAAAUCAGAUCCGUCUCAUUCUCCGACGUCCAGAGAGAGGAACCCUUCAUGCUUCUCUAUGAGGCGCAGAAGCUCUUUCCACCUGUGGAAACAGAUGCUGAACGGAAGCUGCUGGAAGCAGAGCAGGUUCAGGCCGCCGCAGUGAAAGCCGAGGUGAAAGCUCGUAGCGCCCAACCCACUGGGCUGCUGGUUGAGCAAGCUCGGGCUCCUGUUCUCCACACUGAGGUGGAGGAUGCUUCGACCAGAAAUGAGAUGGAGGAGGCAGCCACGAAGAUGCUUGAGACAGAGGAUGCAUACACGCCCGGGACGGACAUGUCAUCCACUACUGCCGGUUCCGAGGGCAGGUCACGCCUGGACGAGCACGUUUUCGUGAGAGCUCAACCAGAUCGCGAACGCAGCGUAGACUUUGAGAGGUGGUCGUUAUUCAGUUCCUGCCGGUGCAGUUUGCCGUACACAGAGUACACCGAAGGCUUUGAAGAUGAUCGGCUGCAUUGCAUGUGA